GUCCUUCACCACCAACCACCAACAGCUACUUGCCAGGUCUCCGAGUCAGCACGCUUUGGAUGAUUGACUGUGUUCUAGAUUUCAAGGGCCUCUGAAAGGCAUUCAUGACUAUACUCGACAUGUACAUGUCCAUCGCACUCUCGCUGCGGUCUCUCCCCCAUCGACCAUAUUUUAGGAAUGGUCUCUACGCGAUCGUCGCCCUCUCUUUCCUGCUUCUCCUAUUUUCCUGGAAAAAUUUGGGAAGCAACAGCUAUGUGCCUUUUCCUGGAGAAGGCGUCUCCGAUACACCUAUAGUCGACGAACCUUCAGCUGUAUGGGAAGAUAGAGCCGAACAGGUCAAAUCAGCAUUUUUGUUCUCCUAUCAUGCGUACGAGCGACUCGCAAUGCCUCAUGACGAAUUGAGACCGGUCACUGGUGGAUACGUAGACAACUUCAAUGGAUGGGGUGUUUCUAUGAUCGAUAGUCUAGAUACGAUGCUCUUGAUGGGACUCAAAGAGGAAUACUCGCGCGCAUUAUACGAAGUAGAAAAGAUGAAAUUUCACCUUCCCGAAGACAAGGUGGCGCCAUAUUUUGAGACGGUUAUCCGCUACUUAGGUGGUCUGUUGUCCGCUUACGCCAUUACAAAAGAUGAAAUUCUCUUGCAACGCGCAGACGAGCUAGCAGAGAAAUUAGAUCCCGUAUAUAAAACCCCGAGUCGCCUGCCGUUAUAUGGAAUCAAUCCCUCAACAGGUAAAACCGAAGGUCCAGAAAUUGGAAUUUUAGCCGAAAUUGCUAGUAUGCAGCUCGAGUAUGCAACCCUUGCUAAAAUGACAGGAAAAACGAAAUGGUCCGAUAGGGUGAAUAACAUUGUUCGAACGUUGUCUCAGGCUAAUCUUCAUCGCACCGGAGGAAUGUUCCCAGUUGGAUGGAAUGUUACCGACGGAAAACCCGCCGACACUCGCCUUUCAGCCGGUGCACAAGCAGACAGUGCCCACGAGUAUCUCCUCAAAUUAUACCUAUUAAGUGACAAAACCGAUAAGGCCAACCUUGAAAUGUAUAUACGUAUGACGACUCACCUUAUCACCAACCUACUCUACCUGUCGCCUUCCCGACAUCUACUCUAUGUCACCGACUCGAGUCACGGACAACCCACACAUACUUUCGAACAUCUAUCCUGCUUUCUGCCGGGACUGCUCGUGCUAGGUGUUCACACUCUUCCUCUCGACAACUUACCAUCCCUCGGUAUUGACCUCAACGACCUUGCCGCUGGGGGACUUUUCAAUGAAGCCAGCCAGGAGUAUCGUUUGCUCAAAACAUAUAACUUGAAAGAAUUACAUAUGUGGGCUGCGGAAGGACUCGCACAGACUUGCUGGCUCUCUUACGCCGAUCAGCCGACUGGGCUUGGGCCGGAUGAGAUGAUCUUUAGAACAACGUCCAGACAUGCAUAUCCAUGGAUGGAUGCCAUUGAGCAUUGGCGGAAAUCCGGCUCACGAGGAGCACCUCCUGGCAUAGGUGAUAAGCGGGCAGUUGCUUUGACAAGGGAACAGAGGUUGAAGGGAGAUGCGAGAACCAGAGACUAUGUACUAAAGAAGAGCGGAUAUCUGUUGAGGCCUGAGACUAUCGAGUCGCUGUAUUUGAUGUGGCACUUCACAGGAGACGUGAAGUGGCGGGUUCGUGGGUGGAAGAUCUUUGAAGCGAUAGAGCGGUAUACAAAGACGCAGUACGGGUAUGCUAGUGUCAGAAAUGUUGAGCACAUGUCAGCUCCCAAAUUAGAUGAACUUCCCAGCUACUUUUUUGCUGAAACGCUGAAGUACCUCUAUCUUAUGUUCAGAAAUGAUGAUCUUCUACCUUUAGAUCAAUGGGUGCUCAAUACAGAGGCUCACCCUUUACCUAUCAAAUGGACACCCAAUGUGAGAGAUAAUUGACCAAUCUGAUAGAUUUGCCACCCAUGUAUUUUUGAAGUACUUGACCAAAAUCAUAGGUUAUAGCCACUUUACAACAUGUGAUUAUACUUAUACUUCAUUAUGAC
Molecule: messenger RNA, 2008 nt
Organism: Marasmius oreades (fairy-ring Marasmius)
Lineage: Eukaryota; Fungi; Basidiomycota; Agaricomycetes; Agaricales; Marasmiaceae
Exons: 10
Coding region: 105-1904 (599 amino acids)
Biological process (GO): carbohydrate metabolic process; N-glycan processing
Cellular component (GO): Golgi membrane; endoplasmic reticulum
Molecular function (GO): calcium ion binding; mannosyl-oligosaccharide 1,2-alpha-mannosidase activity
Source: RefSeq, a predicted model, not a curated record